Messenger RNA from Condylura cristata (star-nosed mole), 5643 nucleotides. It is a transcript of the gene BNIP2, whose product is annotated as BCL2/adenovirus E1B 19kDa interacting protein 2. Gene Ontology annotation, cellular component: cytoplasm. Gene Ontology annotation, biological process: apoptotic process. The coding region runs from base 318 to 1262 and encodes 314 amino acids. The transcript has 10 exons. The record is from RefSeq and is a predicted model, not a curated record. Lineage: Eukaryota; Metazoa; Chordata; Mammalia; Eulipotyphla; Talpidae.
GCCUCCGCCUCCCCGGUUGCCGCGCCUGGGAAAGGUCUGGAUGUUGUCACUUCCGCCGGCGUCGCGCUCUGCGUCCGGGUCAGGUGCCGCCGCCGACGCCGCCACCGCUACAGCUGUGGCUAAGGAACUGGGCCCGGGUCUCCACCGCCGUCCGAGGGGAGCGGGCUCCGCUCGGCGCCGUCUUCUGCGACCUGGCCGUCAGCCCCACGUCGCCGGCCUGGAGGGGCGAAGGAGACGAGGGAGCCAAGGCUUCCUCCGGGGACUUUGGCUCUCUGGAUUACCAGGAGUUUGCAGUUGACAUUGAGUCCAAACUGAGGAUGGAAGGUGUGGAACUUAAAGAAGAAUGGCAAGAUGAAGAUUUUCCAAUACCUUUACCAGAAGAUGAUAGUAUUGAAGCUGACAUAUUGGCUGUGACCGGACCAGAGAUCGAGCCUGCCUCACUAGAAGUUAAUGGAAAUAAAGUAAGAAAGAAACUAAUGGCUCCUGACAUUAGCCUGACCCUGGACCCUAGUGAUGGCUCCGUGUUAUCAGACGAGUUGGAUGAAAGUGGGGAAAUUGACUUAGAUGGCUUAGACACACCAUCAGAGAAUAGUAAUGAAUUUGAGUGGGAAGAUGAUCUUCCAAAACCCAAAACUACUGAAGUUAUUAGGAAAGAUUCAAUUACUGAAUACACAGAAGCAGAAGAGAAAGAAGAUGGAAGGCGCUGGCGUAUGUUUAGAAUUGGAGAACAGGACCACAGGGUUGAUAUGAAAGCAAUUGAACCUUAUAAAAAAGUUAUUAGCCAUGGAGGAUAUUAUGGGGAUGGAUUAAAUGCCAUUGUUGUGUUUGCUGUCUGUUUUAUGCCUGAAAGUGGUCAACCUAACUAUAGGUACCUGAUGGACAAUCUCUUUAAGUAUGUUAUUGGCACUUUGGAGCUGUUAGUAGCAGAAAACUACAUGAUAGUUUAUUUAAAUGGUGCAACAACUAGAAGAAAAAUGCCCAGUCUGGGAUGGCUCAGGAAAUGCUAUCAGCAAAUUGAUAGAAGGUUACGGAAAAACCUAAAAUCUCUAAUCAUCGUGCAUCCUUCUUGGUUUAUCAGAACUCUUCUGGCUGUCACAAGACCAUUUAUUAGCUCAAAAUUCAGCCAAAAAAUUAGAUACGUCUUUAAUUUGGCAGAACUAGCGGAACUUGUCCCCAUGGAGUAUGUUGGCAUACCAGAAUGCAUAAAACAAGUUGAUCAAGAGCUUAAUGGAAAACAAGACGAACCGAAGAGUGAACAGUAAGUGGCAUCUAUUCCAAGCAAGACUGAAGAAUGUGCUGAUGAUGCAGUGCUGUUUUUUGCAUUUAUAAUGCAUUUAUUGACUUUGAUUUUUAUGUAACCUGUUAAAAAAUUGACUUGACUUUCUUAUUGGACUUUUGUAUAAGAAACUGUUCACUGCUGUAUUGGUUUGUAAAUCUCUUGAACUUAGCUCUUUACAAGGUAAUUAUAUUAUAAUCAUUUAUGUUUUAUGUUGCUAAUUAGAAAAAAAUCACACUUUAUAUAAAGCCAUUUUGCAUUUGUUUAUUGAAUGAUGCAUCUUCUUCAGUAAAAUAUUUAUAUGCCUAAAUGGUAACGGAAAGAGAUAAUAUAUAUUUUUAUGUUUUUGAGCAAUAUUUUUUAAUAUACCUGUCUUGUAGAAGAAUAUGCAGGUAAAAAUAAGACCAUGAUUUUGUACAGUGCAUGCUAGAAUUUUUGUUUUUUUGUGAAUGGUUAAAUACAUUUCCUGGGUAACUUAGUAAAUAAAGUUGCCCAUAAAGUGAGGGACAGUUAAACUGCCGCUCAUGAAUGCCCAAAGGUCAUGUACAUAAUUCAAGUACAUUAGUUCAUCCUAAGCUUUCUUUCUCACUUAAUGUAUUUCUUAAUUAAGAAGUGCAAAUAAAAGUGCAGCAUACACUUUUCUCUUUAAAUUUAAAGACAAGUCAAAAAGGCCAUUUUAGAACUAGCGAAUUUAAGAGGCCAAGAGUUAGGGUUUUAUAUUCAUGUAUAUGUGGGGAUAUUUUAUCUCCUGGCCAAAAAUCAGAACUUGUAAAAAUGCUAAGGUUUGUUCACUAAUGUGAAGUAAGCUAUGUGUCCAGGUAUUGCUGCCCUGAAUUUGUAUGAGUACAGUAUAGUAUUCGGAGAAUGUUAUGAGUUAUUCACUGUCACAACUUUUCUGUAGAAAACAGCGGCUGCUUUUUAAGCCACUCUCAAGGUGGCACUUCCAGAAUACUUCCAUAUCUGUGAGUUGAAAUUGGUAGGUGUUUGACUUAGAUAUGGUGUGUUUUCUCAUUUCCUAUUGAAUCAUUUUGAUCACAUUGUAAAUUAAGCUAAUUUUAUAAGUCUUAGAGUAUCUUUAUAUUAUGUUGUUUUGGAUGACACAUUUCAAAUAGUAUAUAAUCUCCUUUUUAUAAUUCAGUAAGUACCCUGACUACAUUGAAAUAAAUUGUACUUAUAUUCUGAACAGGACCUAAUUACCUACAAAAAUCAUUUGGAAACAACAGUGAGGUCUACUAUUGUUAUACAUUUAAUAAUCUUAGUACCCUUCUGAUUUAAGGGUUAUAUCAUACUCCAGCACCUCCUGAAAGAAAAUUUACAAAAAAGUGCCCUAGGGUACCAAAAUUGAAAUGGAUGAGAGCUAAACUUUUAAGAUUAUUCUCCUUUAGACUAAAAACAUGUAGCUUUUACCAGUGCAAUUUUUAUAUAAAGUUCUAUUAGAAAAGAGAAUUUUCCUCCGUCAUAAACUUGACAUGCUAAUGUAAGUCCAAUUAUGGGAAAUGCUGGAGAAUUCUCAGGAUAGUUGUUCCUCAGUAACCUGACUUGGAUCCAGCAUCUGUGGGCAGAUCUUGAACUAGUAUUUGUAGCAAAUAAAGCUAUAACCAUUAUUGCUUGCUCAAAGCUUAGAAACACUUUGUGUUGAAAAAGCAAACUAACAAUAACAACUUAGGCAUUCUUUUUUAAUUUACAUAUGAGGAUUAGAAACAGGAUCAUUGAAUUUAGUGUGAUUAGAUUCUGUAUUUGUAGGAUGCUUUGGAAGAUAGUCUGAUAGUUUCUCACAUAGUCAUUAUCUCACUAAAAGUGGUCAUAGCUUCGUAAAUGGUUUUCCUCCAGGUGAAGUACCCAGUUCUUCAGCUUAAAAAAUACAAAGAAUAACUUAAGUGCUUAUUGUAUUUAUUGACUUUUACUUUGCAGGCUUAGUUCAAAUUACAGCUGCAACCUGUUGCAGAAGUGGUGCUUUUUACUAAAUAACUUUUUAAAGUAGAAAUAGCCUGUUUUCUCUUGGAACAUUAAAAUUCUGAGGUAACAAUCAGAAUUUGGUUAUAAUAAAAGGAACGUGCUGUGAGUCACUGGAUUAAAAGGACACCUGUACUAACUUACACCUUCAUGGAAUCUGGUAAAAGGACAUGUCCCAUGUUUCAUAACUGUAAGACUUAUCUACUAGACUAGAGGAAAAGCAUUUAUUAAGUUUAAUUUGAUGCUUCUGUCAAUAUUUUUUGUUACAUUUAGGCUUUUCAUGACUGUUAAGUCUUUUGUAUAAAAUAAUUUGAUUGUGUUCUGCUUGGUCAUACCACUAAGGCUUAUCAGGGAAAGAUGUUACAGUGACCCCACCGUUUAGGCUAUUAGUUUUUAACUGGGGCAAACGGGAAGGAAAAGAAGGUUAGUAAACAUGAAUCUAAGUAGGGCCUAGAGGGUAGUUGGAAUGGAAGAUGACGAAACAAGAAAGAGACGGAAAACAAAGACAUAUAUAGACUUACCUGUUAUCUAAGAUGCUGUUGAAUGUGUUCCCUACCAGGGAAGUUGGGUGUACCAUUUUUUGUAUCCAGCAGGAAAACCUGCAGGCUACCCAGACAAUGUGUGACUGAGGAUUAAAGAGGGGGGCGGAUAAAGACUGAUAGUAACCUAUAAUGAAGGUACAUAUUUUCUCUGCUUUGUGUCUUUAUACUGAAGCAAGUUUGAACAGAGGGUCAGCAAUUAUAACGCCCAGUUUAAAGUUUAAGACCAAGUUAUUUCUCGUAUUUCGUGAUUCAUAAACAUUACUGUAGACUUCCAAAAUGACAUCACUAUGUAGAAACUUCCAAAAUGACAUCACUAUGUAGUAACUUCACUGAAUGCUGAAAUUUGCUGAUUGACAAGUUAGGUUGAUAGCUAGAAUUGUUUCAGCUGCAGUUCCAGAAAUUAAAGGAUCUGCUUUGGUAGAAACCUUCCAAAUAACCAUUUAGCAUUACUGUUUGACUUUUUAUGUGAGUGCUCAGGGAAUUUGGUGGUGUUUGACCUAAUGCUGAAGUGGCUUUUAGGAUUCCUCAUUUGAUAGAUAAAUUAGCAUUAGGAUUUAUCAAAUAGGUCAGUUUGUUAACUAGCUUGUGAGAUUAUCUGGAAAGUGACAGGUGCUUCACCCUUUUUCCAUACUGCAUGUGCAAAAUUGCUAACUUUACUGUCAUAAAGUUGAGGAAACAGGCCAAAACUGGAAAUUGCUACCCUAUUCUGUUUUGUGUUCAUCAUAAUUUACGCAGCUACUUGAGAAGUGGAUCAUAAAUCUCAGAAAAAAAAUGAGGUAUCUUCAAGGAAUUAAUGUAAAUUACAUCAACUAUUCUGUUAGGGUUUAUCUUGUCAUAGAGAACAGGAAUUGUUUGAAUUGCUGGGAGAAAAGUCGAGAACUUAGACUUGCAUGGAAAGAUUAGCUGGUAAGUGAAGUGAGAGUUUGUCUUCUCACUGUUUUAAGCAGUACAAAAGAAUUACUUAAGGAACUUUUUUAUCCCCACUUUCCUAUCCCAGGAUUCUAUGCGAAUUAGAGUCAGAUCAAUGAUGAAUCCCAGUAAUGUAACUUUUCUUUAAAAUUCUAAAUUGUAAUUGAAAAUAAGGUGAUUAAGUUGAACAGGAAGAAAUGAACUCAAAUUUGAAAGAACUACUGCCUUGUAAUUAUCAUAGAUUACUUAAUUUCUUUCACUUUUAAGAGCUAAAUAAAUAACAUGAAAAGUUCACAUAAAGCUUGUAAUAACUCAAGUGAUGAAAAUUAAGGGUUUAGUACUUUCAAAUUAGUAAAGAAUUAAGUUGUUUGCCUCAGAUAGCUGUCUGAAUAUUAAGACUGUUUACAAAAGGUUAAAAACUAGAUCCAAAAAUUUUUAUGCGUGGUCACAUUCACUGUGGCUGUUGAGGAACUUGGACAACAAUAUUAGCUAUUCCACUGCAUUUUUUUGUAUAUGGAUAUUCUAAUAUGCCCUUUAAAUGAUUUACAGAAACCUAGGUAAUAUUGGUGGUAUUCAGGGUCACUAAUUGCAUAGCCCUUAUGCACAUAGAACACAGUUCGGAGUUUAUUAGACGCUAAUGCACUUUGAUUAUAUUUCAAAAAUACAUCUCUUACCAUAAUUUCACAUGCUGCCACUUAGGUGAAAUUAAUAUACUCUGGUCAUUUUUCUAUUCCAAUGAAAUUGCCUAUCCUAGUGCUGUCAUUUAUAGUGUGAGAAAUUCAAUUCUGAUGAAUACUGUACAAGAUGUUGAUGUGGUCCCUGUAAGAAAAACUAGGGUGUAUCUUGAUUUACUAAGGAGAGGUAAUAUUUGACUUGUUAGGAAUACAGUAACUUAUGUCCUGAUUUGUUGCACUGGUAUUUUUGCAACAUUGAUGAAUUUAAAUAAAUGAAUUGGAAAGUGUG